Messenger RNA from Stegodyphus dumicola, 2143 nucleotides. RefSeq lists its product as uncharacterized. NCBI's taxonomy places the organism in Eukaryota, Metazoa, Arthropoda, Arachnida, Araneae, Eresidae. The record is from RefSeq and is a predicted model, not a curated record. Gene Ontology annotation, molecular function: protein binding.
UCAAGAAAGGAGCCGUGCACUUGUAUUUUAUAUACAAGAUCGUGUUUUAAUUAGUAUUGCAUGGAAUUUUUUUUUCGAUCGUUGCUUAUUUACUCCCAGCUGAGAGCUUUUAAACUGUAUUCCGGUGUUUGUGGGAAAAUAAAUUUCAAUAACGCACCCUAGCGGUAACCUGUGACAGAAAACAGUGUGUCGCCGAAUGAGGAUAACGAAGAGCGGGAUGAUCGUGCAAUGCAGCGAGAGUAGUGUCACACUUGUUGGAGUUAUCAAUUUGAGGAUAAUGAAGAUGAAGAUUAAAAGUCAUGUGUAAAUAAAAAUGUUAAUGAGAUGGCUUAUGUUAACGUCGCUGAAUGGAAGCCGGAUCACGUAGCUGACUGGCUACGGGGGCUUGAAGAUGAAAUUCAACCUUAUACACAAUUCUUUGUAAAUAACAAAGUUAAUGGAUGUCAGUUACUUACUCUGGCAAGAGAUGAUCUUACCAACCUAAAUAUGACUAAAAUUGGACACCAAGAACUGGUGCUUGAGGCAGUUGAAUUACUUCGACAAUUACACUACAACUUAACUUCUGAGACACUUCAGUCCCUUGCUCUUAAGCUUGGCUGCAAAGCACAGAGUCUUUUUAAUGAUCUGAAACGAGUCUGUCAGGAUUUUGCAGAUUCUGGAAAAAAGGAAAGAGUUUCUGUGGAAACUUUAUCUGGUGUUUCAGAUAUCAUUAAUCUAGUCAAAUCACUCAUAUCAUGGUUAGACAGGUAUCCGUUUGUUGGUCAAGAGAAUUAUGUUGAUGUUCGUAAAACCAUAUUGAAACUGAGUGUUGAACUGGCUUCAACUGCUCAGCGGGAUCAAUUUGCUGAAAAUCCUCAUAAAAUUAUAAAAGAAACAUGCUUAAAACUUGCUGCUCAAAGUGAUAAAAUUGUUCAAGAUUUCAAUGAUUCUUUAAUUAUACAACCAGCAUCUCUGGAAGUUGCCAAAAUAAAACGCAAAGUUGAUGAUGAUUUGGGUAUCCAUAUUAAUUCUCUUUAUACUGGAAUACAUGUUAUUGAAGAUGUCAAGUUUCAGGUAAUUACUUUGUGGCCUUAUCGAAUACCAUCAAAGAAAACUGCUUUUCGUAAACUGUAUAAAUGGAAUAAAGGCAAAGAUAUUCGUGAGCUGUGUCCCAAAUCACCUGGAGCUAGGGGAGAAGCAAACAGUGUAUCUGAGGUGAAUGGUGGAUUGUCAGAAAAAGAAAAGCUUUUUGCCGUGAACAAACCUCGAAACCGACUGCGACGUAGAGCUACUGUGACUGGUGUCUCUCCAACAGCUCUCCAUGCACCUGUCAGUUUGGAGGAAUUAAUUGGCAACAACUCUAAGCGCAAAGAAUCAGUUUUGAGAACAAUUUCUUAUGAUCCUAAUAAAACUAUUGAUUUAGAAGAUAAUGUUUUUAAAAAAGAAAAUCCUCAAAGCUGUACUCAAGAAGAUAAAGGUGAAACUCAGUCAAGUGAAAGUAAAGCAAAAUCUGAUUCUCUUGAUGAUAAGGAUAUAUCAUCACCAAAAAGCAACUUCUUGCAGCCUCCACAGGAAAAAUUUAUGACAGGACAUCUGAAACGCCAAGAAGCACUGAAGAACUCUGAAACUGUUGCACGAGCUGGUGUUGCAGUACCUUCUUUUCCUCCUUUGAGUACAUCAUCAAACUGCGCACCUCCAAAGCCUCCACACAGAACAGUAGCUCAGCCUCAGAAUCACACAAGUAAUGAUGUAAAUGCUCUCACACAAGAAGCUACACCUUGUGGCAGCCAAAGUCCUAAACAAAAAUUUGCUGAAUGGGUUAACAAACAGAAGAAAAAGCCAGAAGUUGGGAUUUUACAACAUGCCCUCACACUUUUUAGUCAAGAUUCAAAUGCUCAGCCUCUUUCACCAAAAGAAAGUGGCUCUCCUCGAAGCCCAAAAUAUAAUACUGGAUCUCCUAAAGCAAAGAAAACAUCUGGAACUAUAUUUCAGUUUCCAUUUAGGGAAGGGAGGCCAUCACUUUCAGAGUUACGAAGUCUGAAAAGAACUGCAAAUUCAAAAGUUUUCAGUGAAAGAGUUAGUUCUACCACAGUUGAUAAAAGUGUCACAUCUCCAAAACAAAAUACUUUGAAUAAACACAAUCAGAUGCAACAUAAGAGGCCAG